Molecule: messenger RNA, 1005 nt
Organism: Triplophysa rosa
Lineage: Eukaryota; Metazoa; Chordata; Actinopteri; Cypriniformes; Nemacheilidae
Gene: mpzl2b
Product: myelin protein zero-like 2b
Exons: 4
Coding region: 176-772 (198 amino acids)
Biological process (GO): cell-cell adhesion
Cellular component (GO): membrane
Source: RefSeq, a predicted model, not a curated record
UGACGCCCAAACUCCUCCUCACAUAGAAGUGGGAUUGUUCAUCAUGGACGCCGUGUUCAGGAUCGCCGAAGUCCGACUAAUACCUAAACGUUUGUGAAUACAUUGAAUGUCUAGAAACGGAAUUAACAGUAUUAUUAUUUUAGGAAGCGCUGAGAGCUUCUUUAAUAUUUGACCUAUGAAUCGAGUUUGGAUUUACCUAUUUUCUGCGCUAUGCGCGCUUGCCUCAGGUGUAUAUCAGGUGGAGGCAAUGGAGGUGCUUACAUCCUCAGAUGUGGAGGCAGUCAACGGAACAAAUGUACGGCUAAAAUGUACAUUUAAAUCUACCCAUCCUCUGUCAGAAGAUAAAAUCACAGUAUCUUGGAGCUUCCAGUCCCUGGGAAAGACAUCAGAAGAAUGGUUUUUUCACCACCAGGGAAAAGCAUAUCCCCCAACCACUGGCCUGUUUAAGGAUCAUGCUGUAUGGUCUGGUGACGUAAUGAAGGGUGACGCCUCCAUCACGCUACAGAAUGUGCAGUUCACUUUCAACGGAACAUUCAGCUGUCAUGUCCGAAAUCCACCUGAUAUCCAAAGCUUUGCAGGCAAGAUCAGUUUCAAAGUUGUCCAAAAAGUAUCAUUUUCUGAAAUUGGAAUUUUGGCUAUAGCUGUGGGUGGAUCCAUUGGUAUUAUUCUCCUCAUCCUUACCAUCUAUGUCUGUGUGCGGUUGUUCAGAAGAAAGGACAAUGACAUGACCUUUGAGAUGGAUGAGGACAGAUCAAAGGACCGAGUGUUGUAAGAGAAGCCUGACUCAAGGUUUUAAUGAGUUUUUAAUAUUAGUGUGUUCUGUCUGGACUAACCUGUCUUUGACUACAUGAAACUAGAUUUUAAUGUUUCCAGUAUAUUUUAUAUACAUUUUUGUGUUUUUUUAGAUAAAAUUUCUGUUAUGAUUUUCGUAACCGUUGUUUUAGAUUUUUACUUACUUUACAUUUAGAGGGGUAUAUAAGAUAAUAAAAAGUUUUUAUGAAUGAA